UGCAUUUUGAAAGUUUGAAGGAUGAUCUAGACUGUUGCACUUUACAACAGUGAUGUGUCUUGCUCGAAAGAUUCGGCUCUUUGAGUCGGUUCUUUGAGUCGGUUCUUUGACUCAGCUCUUUUUUGGUGAAUGAGACGUUUUUUCCUUUGGCUGCAUAUUUUGACAAAUCCACCGCAAAGCCAUGUUAUUUUGUUUAUUAAAAGGUGCAGUAAGAGUUCAUAAGAAACACCACCACUGGUCAAAAUAUCGCAAACUUGGCGAUGAGACUUUAGAAGAAAGAGUAGGCUCUUAUUCGUGAGCCGAGUCAAAAGAUCUGACUCACUGAAAAGAGCCGAAAAUCCCAUCACUAGUUCACAUGUGGACUUAGAGACACGCCCAUCCUACUGAUCAACCAAUCAUAAGACACGCCCACUGAAGCAUCUCAGACCUUCUUCCAAGCCUCUCUUCAUACCGGCGCUAGAAGAAGAAGAAGAAGAAGAAGCUGAAGUUAGCUUUCUAAAACGUGAACAAAAAAAAUAAAAUACAAGUUUAGUUUUUUUUCUUUUCUCAAUACAUCACGUUCGGGUAAUAUUAACGAAACGUUUCCGGUUAGGAACAGACGACUCAUGGAGGGAAUGCUGAGUAACUCUGCAAUCAUCCAAUCAUGGAAGUCUGCCUCAAACUGACCGGGCUUCUUCUAGGCAUGCUGCUUUCCGAUUGGCUGACAGCCGUCCUGUCCCGGGAUUUUACUCUGGCAGACAUCAUUCAGCUCCAUCUAUCAGCUACUCCACACCCUGGAGGGUUUAAGUGCUUCACCUGCGAAGAUGCUGAAGAUAACUACUCCUGCAACCGCUGGGCUCCUGACAAAUACUGCCCUGAAGACUCCAGAUUCUGUUACACACGUCACUGGAUGAAUGCUGAUGGCGAAAGUGUCUCCGUCACAAAGCGCUGUGUGUCUCUGGACGAGUGUGUGUCCACUGGCUGCGUGCAACACGAAGUGCACAUGGUCUGCACUUCUUGUUGUGAAGGAAACAUCUGUAACCUGCCGGUACCGUGGAACAAGACGGCAGCCGUCUUCUCUACAAACUCCCCAUUAAACCGAGUGAUCAGAGCGUCUCCUGGGAAAAUCACCUCGCUCAGCAUCAUCCUCUUCUUCAUGCUUAAUUACUUCAAUUAGUGGUGCACUUAUCAGUGAGACGGUCAAGUUGUUUCAAGUUCAAAUUCUGAAACUAUUUAUGCUCUUAUUUUCUUGCAGGUAUUACUGCAAAAUUAUUAUUUUAUUUUUUCUUACUUGUAUAGCACUGUCGACAUAUGUCAAAAUUCUGAGAUAUAUCACAAUGUCAACAAAGUUCUGCUGCCUGAAUAUAAGGAAAAAGAAGGAAAGGAAAAAUGCAUUAUUCAGUUUUUCUUUUCUACCUAGUGGAAAUGGGAUUCUGUACGUUUCAUUGUGUAGAUAUCCUCAGUUUUCUGAGGUUUUCUGAUAUUUACCACAUAAAUGUUAGAGUCAUAUGAAUUAUAUAAAGAUCUGGCCACAGAUUGCAGAAAUUUUCAGAAAAUAUUUUGGGUUGGAUAUUUACAUUACUGUUUACCUACAUUAUAGCCUCAUAACCUCACUGUAAAAAAAAAAAAAAAAAUGCAAACUUGGCUUUAGGAGCCACAUGAAACCGAGAAGAUGUCAAGAAAAUCCUACAGAAUGUGACUGGUAAAUCCUGAGCACAGUCACAUGCUACAUUACAAAUACAUGCACACUUGUACAACCCUUUUUUUCCCCUUUUUCCUAAAAUGUUUCUAUUUGUGUUUUUUGCUUGAAUUUGUUGGCUAAUAUAUCAUAUUAAAGGUGAAAAAAGAUUUUAUAUGA
Messenger RNA from Pangasianodon hypophthalmus (striped catfish), 1837 nucleotides. RefSeq names its product ly6/PLAUR domain-containing protein 6. NCBI's taxonomy places the organism in Eukaryota, Metazoa, Chordata, Actinopteri, Siluriformes, Pangasiidae. Gene Ontology annotation, biological process: positive regulation of canonical Wnt signaling pathway. The transcript is spliced from 5 exons. The coding region runs from base 644 to 1156 and encodes 170 amino acids. The record is from RefSeq and is a predicted model, not a curated record. Gene Ontology annotation, molecular function: acetylcholine receptor inhibitor activity.